Sporisorium graminicola is the source of this 1656-nucleotide messenger RNA. RefSeq lists its product as uncharacterized. Gene Ontology annotation, cellular component: cytoplasm. Lineage: Eukaryota; Fungi; Basidiomycota; Ustilaginomycetes; Ustilaginales; Ustilaginaceae. Bases 1 to 1656 code for a protein of 551 amino acids. Gene Ontology annotation, biological process: ubiquitin-dependent protein catabolic process. The record is from RefSeq and is a predicted model, not a curated record. The transcript has a single exon. Gene Ontology annotation, molecular function: ubiquitin conjugating enzyme binding; ubiquitin binding.
AUGUCAGAACCUGUACAGAAGGGCGAGAUCGAUCUCAAGUCGCUCGACCAGGCGCUCAACGAUGGCGAAGCUGCCUCCGAAGUGCCCGCCGAAACGCUGCAGAGGAAUUCGGACACUUUAGCGCAACCACCUGCCGAUGAUCGGUCCCUGGUCGGUAAAGCUGCCGCCAGCACCGAGAAUGCCCAGAAAGCUUCUUCUCCAACAACGCUGUCGCCGUCUUCGCCUCGAGCUCUGUCCCCUGCCCCAGCCGCUGACCAGACAACAGUAUCGGCAGCAGUAGCAACUGAAGUGCCGCCGGCGGUAGCCGAGCUCAAGAUCAUGUUCCCGGACCUCGACAACGAAACGAUUGGAGCUGUGCUAUCGUCGCGGGGCGGGGACCAAGAGGCCGCGGUCAACGCGCUUCUGCAGAUGUCGGAUCCUAACUUCAAGCCAACCACGACUGAAAGAGGGACAGACUCAGAUGCUCUUCUGGCACAGUCGAUCGCCAUGGAGGAAGAGCACAGACAUCACGAACGUUUGGCUAGGCGACAGCAGCAGCAGCAGCAAUACGGCUCGGGGCGUGGUGGAGGUGGAGCCGGCUCCUUCUUUAGCGGUCUCCUCAACCCUGAUGUUCGAGAGCCCUCUGCAGCAGCCGCACCCUCCUACGAUCCAAAUGCUCUUGCUUACCAGCCGCGAGUCAGGCGAAGCGCACCUGCCAGCACCGGAGCAAGGACGUCCUACGCUCCACCCAACCAUCCUCCCCCGGGAGCUUCACGGUCCUAUGAGGCUGGCGAUAGCGUCAUUCCAGGCAUGCCUGGAGCUAAGGAAGCAAAGCAAUGGCAGGAAGAGAUCAACCGCAUGGCCGAAAGCGGACUAGCAAGGGCCACUUCGACUUUCUCCUCCUUCCGUCAGAAGGCAAGUGCUGCUUUCAACAAUCCACAGGAUGGCAGCGGUCAACCGGGCGCGGUGGGCAGCAGCGGUGGGAACGGUGCCAAUGCUGGCGCUGCUGGUGCUGGUUUCGCUCAAGCCUUUCAGAACUUUAGAAACAGCACAGGCAGAGGAUCCAACCCGACUGAAGCACAGCAGGCGACCACUCCUGCCGCAACUGCAACAUCGCGACAGUUCACUUCGCCGCGCUCGCCGCAUGCCAGUGAGUACGACCAGGACCCGUCUCCUGUGUCGGAAAACGAGCUGGCUAAGAUCAUCUCGCGCGGGGGUGGAGGUAGUGCGGGCUCGUCCAGUCCGUCGACGGCGGGCAAAGCGCGAGCGCUGGCAGAGCGGUAUGGGUUAGGCAUCAAUAAUGCCAACCGUACCGGGUCGGGGUCUGCAGCCAGCGGGGGUGCGGCGGACUAUGCCGGCUGGGAGCAGGCGGGGCGCACGCCGAUUGUGAUCACUGACAACACGGCCAACGUGGGUGCGGGGGAGGGGAAGGACUCGGUCGCGCUGAUGGAUGCGGCGGGCGGGCGCGGGGUGACGAGCCCGCGGGUGGCGAGGAGUCCGGCGAGGCAGCCGUCUCCGGUUAAGGCUGCGGGUGCUGCGGGUGUGGCUGCUGCUGUGGGUGCGGGUGCGGGUGUGGGGGUGGGUGCUGUGGCGCUGGACACGCACGAGGGGCACGAUCUUAACGACGAUUCGGAUGAUCUCGAGUAUGUCAGCAAUCCGUUUGAGGACGAGGAUUGA